Malassezia restricta is the source of this 4956-nucleotide messenger RNA. RefSeq names its product separase. Gene Ontology annotation, cellular component: cytoplasm; mitotic spindle pole body; centrosome. The transcript has a single exon. Gene Ontology annotation, biological process: proteolysis; meiotic chromosome separation. The coding region runs from base 1 to 4956 and encodes 1651 amino acids. Lineage: Eukaryota; Fungi; Basidiomycota; Malasseziomycetes; Malasseziales; Malasseziaceae. The record is from RefSeq and is a predicted model, not a curated record. Gene Ontology annotation, molecular function: cysteine-type endopeptidase activity.
AUGCCGGAAGGGCACCGCCGUGUGGCGUCGCGGCGUGCCGAGGUGCGUGCGCUGGAGGAUGUGCUUGCGUGCAUCAAGGCGGGACGCCGAAUCCAGCGGACGGAUAUUGCGUCGCUCAUUGUGCACAUGAACGCGUCGUCGAUCGCGCGGGCGAUGUCGCUGUACACGAGUCGCUCGACGGCGCCGACGGACGCCGGCGUCGGGUGGCGUACGCACAGUGGGCCGCCCGAUGCGCAGCGCACUCGCACGGCCAAGCUGGUUGUGAAUGCGGUGCUGAGUGCGCUGCAAAGCAGGCGCGCAUCGCCUCAGGAUAUCGUGCCGUGGGUGGACGCGUUUCGUCUGGCGAUGGGCACGCUCGUGGCGUGCGGCACUGCUGCGACGGAGCUUGCGCCUGUGGCGCUCUCGGUGAUUCGGCGCCUGGCGGAUGCGCACAUGCCCGAUCAUGCGCUGACGGAGCUCGUGGCGUUGCGCGCGUGUGUGCAGGCGACGUGGUCCUACGAUGCGAGUGUGCAUGAGCCUGGCGCCGCUGCUCGUCGUCUGCGGGCGUCGCUGACAUAUACAUGCACGGAGGUGUCUGCCGCUGACGUAUCCAUCGUCCUGGAUGCGUAUGCGUGCGCCUUGUACGUGGCGCCCAGCGUGCUCGACACGCCGACGCCGCUGUGGGAGGCAUGGACGUCUGUGCAGGCGUGGUCGCAGCACGCGCGGGCCGUGCGGCUGGAUGCCGCCUGCGAUCGUGUGGCUUUUAUGGCCGAGCGUGCGGUGGCGCAGCUCGCGCCGCCUACGAGUGUGGACGCGCUGUCGUUGCGCAUGUCGUCGCUGCAGCUGCUCAUGCCCGUGGCCGACGUGGACGCGGAGGCGCUGUGGGAUCGCGCUGCGGCGCUGGUCACGCAGCGUGGGAUCGAUGCGUCGCAUGACGCGCUCGCGCAGAUGCACGAGGCUGCGAAGCAGUACCAUCGCGCGCAUGGCCCGGCGUUUGAGCGCGUCAUGGCGUGGUGCGCUCGCGCUGCGCACGCCGCCGAGGCGGUGAGCGCGCCAUUGAACUCGCCUGCGCCCUCGUGGUCCGCGUGCUUGGAAGCGCUGGCCACGCGCACGCCCGGCCCGAUACCCACCACGAGCGCGCCGCGCGAUAUGGUGCCGCUCGUGACGCCGCACAUCCGCGCCAUGCUGCGUGCGUCGUCUGUGCCGGCGACGCUCUAUGCGCUGCGUGUGCUGCGGCGCGUCGACUGCGAAGCGACGUGCCGCGAGGGCGUGCGCGCCGCGUGUGCGCUCGCCCAGCGCGUGUUCCGCGAGCGCGACGUCUCGUCGCUGGACACGUGCAUCGAGGCGUUCGCGUGCGUCCAGCACGCGCCGCCCUCGGCGCAGCGCACGUUGUCUGCGCACCUGUUCCACUAUGGCAGUCGGCUGUACGCGGACAAGGCGUAUGCGCAAGCCGCGCGCUUCGUCGAGAUGGCGUGUGCGUGCCUCGCGCACGCGCACGACGAGGCGUCCCGCCUGACGCUCGUGCGGCAGUACCAUGUGCUGGCGGGCGCCUACCAGCACAUGUCGCAGUUCCGAGGCGCGUACGAUGCGUAUGUGGCCGGCCUGCGCCAUGCGAAGCCUACGGACGACGCCCUCGAGCUCGUGCGCCGCGUCGUGCGUGGCGCGCACCACGUCUCGGUGUUUGCGCUGCUCGAUCCACACAGGCUGCUUGCCGAGCUCGAGGCGUGGCCUGCCGCGCCGCGCGUAGCGCUGCAUGCGUAUCUGCUAGACGAGCUCUUGCCGAUGCUGCAGCGCGACGGCGCUCAGCGUGCGUACGAGGCGGUGUGUGCGGCGUCGCUGCCGCUGCUAUCGCAUGCGGAGCCGUCCGUGCAGCUGCACAUCCUGCUGCGCCACGCGGAGCUGCUCCUCCUGCAGCGCGCCGACGUGGACUGGGCGCCGAUCGAGCAGCGUCUGCGAGGCGCGCCUGCGGACCUCGUGAGCACGUACCACAUGCUCGCGGCCUUGCAUGCCAUCCACGCGCACGCGUACGACGAGGCUGUGUCGCAUGUGCGCCGGGCGCAGCCGGCGCCUGACGCGCCGCGUCCGCGCGCGAGGCGCGCGGGCGCUACGAUACCCGCCCCCACGCCCGCAACGCCGCCGCCGCCGGGAGGGGAGCUGCGCGAGCCGAGUCCGUCGCGCGCGGCGUCGUCGCUCAUGCUCCUCGUCGCCGAUGCGUUCUUGCACGCCGGUCAGCUGCUGCCGUGUCUCGCGACACUGCGCCACGCUCGUGAGCCCGUGCGCCUCGCGGAAGUGCUUGUGUCGCUCGAUGCCGCCGACGCUGCGAUGGACGCGCUGCACGGCCACGAAACGUCGUCGGCGCGCGCUCGUCUCGUGCACGCGCACAUCGAGGCUGUGCGUGGACACGCGGCGCGCGCGGCCAGCUUGUAUGAUGCGGCGAUCGACGCCGCGGACGCGCCGCUGCCGGAGGCCCCGGCAUGGGAGCGCGUCGGCGACAAGGCCGCGCUGUGGGACAUGCAGGCGUAUGCCGCCGACGUGUAUGCCGCCGUCAGCAUGGCGCACGGCGACAUGCCAGAGGCGCUGCAGGGCGCCUUGCACGCUCUGCGCACGCGCCUCCGACUCGCGAUGCUGCUGGCGCAGACGGCCGCGCCGCCGCCGCAAGACGAUGACGACGACGUGUUUUCGGCGCCGUCGACGUCGACGUCGACGCCCUCGGCGCGCCCGCCGGCCGGCCGCCUGAUGGCGCGGCGCAUGGCCGGCCUGCUGUGGCGCACGGCGUACGCGCUGUGUGCGUCGUACGAGCGCCUAUCGCGGCUGUAUGCCCGGCGCGGAGCCGUGCGCGAUGCAGAGGCCCUGGCGAAGGAGUGCGUCGACAUGGCGCGCGGCACGUCGCCGGGCCUGCUCGCCGGCGCACAGGCGUGGCACGCCGAAUGGGCCGCGUCGUGCGGCGACACGGCGCAGGCCGCGCAGCUCGCAGCCGACGUGGCGGAUCAUCCGCACGCCGCGUUCGUGCUCGACACCCUCGCGGGCGACGGCGCCUUUGAUCGCACGGCCGCAUGCCUCGACCGUCUGCAGCGCGAGGCGGGCGUGCGCCUCCUGCGUGCGCUGCACGAGCGCCUCGUUUGUGCGCGUGCCAUGCUGGCACACGAUCCCGCGAUGGUUACGGGCCUCGAUGCCGCGCCCGCGCUCGCCGUCUAUGCGCAGCUGCGCCUCGCCGAGGCGCGCGCGGCGCUACAGAGCGAUCCCGUGUACGGCAUGCUCCCGGACAUGGCGCGCUGCCUGCCGCAGCCCGCGAUGACGAAGCGCGCGACGCAUCGACACGUGCAUGCGCUGCUCACCGACGCGCACACGGCCGGCGCGCGCGUCAUGGCCGACGCGUCCGCCGACGUCGCGACGAUGCGCACGGCGCUUGCGUGCGUGCGCGAUGCCGUCGUGCUCGCCGCGUCGAUCGGCCGGCCUUUGCGCGACGACUCGGCCGCGUACGCCUGUGCGCUGACGCACGCGGCCGUGUCCGUCUCGGUGCGCCGCGCGUGUGCGGAUGCAGCGACGCGCCGCGCGGCCCGACCGGCGGCGCGCUGGCUGCGCCGUGCCGAUGCGCCGCCGCCGUGCAGCGAGGUCGUCGCGCCUCCCGCACCGCCCCUGGAUGCGCAUACGGCCGCGCUCGUCGUGUCGCUCUCGAGCGAUGAGCGCGAGCUGAUCGUAGCGCGCUACGGCGAUGCGUACGAGCCGAGCGUGCACCUGCUGCCGCUGCAUCGCCAGAGCCGGCGCGAUGCCGACGACGACGACGAGGCGGUGUUGUCCGUCGAGGCCGUCAUGACCGAGCUGCGCCGCCUCGUGCACGACUCGAACGUCGGCGUCCAAGGCGCGAAAGACGUGACGGCGCUCGACGCACGCAAGGCGUGGUGGUCGCACCGCCGCGCCCUGGACGCCGAGCUGUGUGCGCUGCUGACGCAGGUGCAGGACGCAUGGUUCAGCGGCUUGCAGGGCCUCCUGGCGCCGCUGCCGCGGCAGCACACGCUCCCAGGUCUGCACCGCCGCCUCGAAGCGAUUGUGCGCCGCGCAUGCCCCGCGCGCACACGCACGCCGAUCGCGCUGCCGGACAUGGCCGUGGCUACGCUCGCCGCGAUGCCGGCGACGUACCGCGACGACGACCUCGAGGACUGGCUGCACUAUGCGCUCGACACACUCCAGCUCAGUGGCGUGCCUGUCGCGCAAGACGAAGUCGACCUCGACGAGCUGUGUGUCGAUGUGCGCAGCGCGCUCGACGAGUACCAUGCAAAGCAGGCCGCGCCGCACCCGCACCACACCUACCUCGUCCUCGACCGCCACCUCUGCGAGCUGCCAUGGGAGUCGCUGCCGAUCCUGCGCAGCCAGUCUGUGACGCGCCUCACGGCCCUCGAUGCAUGCCCCACGGCGCCGCUCGAGCUGCGCGCCUGUAGCACGGCCUAUCUCCUGAACCCCAGCGGCGACCUGACGCGCAGCGAAGAUCGCUUCGCCCCCGCCCUCCGUGCGCAUCCGUCGUGGCACGGCACGAUCGGACACGCGCCGCUCCCGCACCAGGUCGCACAGGAUCUCGCGUCGCACGAUACGUUCCUGUACUUCGGGCAUUCCGGCGCCGAAAUGUACGUCCACCCCGCGCGGCUUCGUGAGCUCGAACGCUGUGCGGCCACGAUGCUAUGGGGCUGCUCGAGUGGCGCCUUGGAAGUGCAUGGCGUCUACGAUCCUAUCGGCACGCCGUACCAGUACGCCGUCGCACAGUGUCCCGCGCUUCUCGCAGCGCUGUGGGACACAACCGAUCGCGAGCUCGACGGCGUAUGCGAGGCCGUCCUCGAGUACGUCGGUCUCUUUUCCACCAACGAUCCGCACACGCGCAUGUCACUGCCCGAGGCCCUCGUCGCCGCGCGCUCCCAGUGCAAGCUGCCGUACCUCACAGGCGCCGCCUGUGUCGUGUACGGCGCCCCCGUAGUCUGGUCCAGUUAG